Myripristis murdjan (pinecone soldierfish) is the source of this 2560-nucleotide messenger RNA. RefSeq names its product breakpoint cluster region protein. The transcript is spliced from 22 exons. NCBI's taxonomy places the organism in Eukaryota, Metazoa, Chordata, Actinopteri, Holocentriformes, Holocentridae. The record is from RefSeq and is a predicted model, not a curated record. Gene Ontology annotation, molecular function: GTPase activator activity; guanyl-nucleotide exchange factor activity. Gene Ontology annotation, biological process: signal transduction; positive regulation of GTPase activity. Gene Ontology annotation, cellular component: membrane. Bases 29 to 2560 code for a protein of 843 amino acids.
UGCACCGAGAGGAGAGGAUCACAGAGGAAUGGACGUCUACCAGGAGGCUGUGGAUUACCUGGGGGCACUGCACAUACCAGUUGAGGUGGAGGCAGACAUUGAUGUCCUGGAGGAAGAUGUUUUCCAGGAGGAGUCAGUGUCCUGCCUCCUGUCGCCCCUCCACACAGAGAGCGUGGACUUACCUGACACCCCUACGCUGCACGGCCCGGAGGAGCUGCUGGACAGGAGGCUCGUGGUGCUGAAAGGCAUCCUGGAGAGCGAGGAGGUGUAUCUCAAUGAGCUGGAGACAUUACUGAUGCCCAUGAAGGCUCUGCGGGCCUCAGCCGGGACGUCCCAGCCGGUUCUGUCCAGUCAGCAGGUCCAAACCGUUUUCUACCAGGUGCCGGAGCUCAGGGACAUGCACCAGAGCUUCUACGCCGGUCUGAAGGCCCGUCUGAGUGCACACACACACCCAGAGCCCGGCCAGGGGCCUCAGGUGGAGCAGGACUCAGGGGAGAAGAGAAGCUCUGAUGAGGAGACACAGACGAGGCACAAAGGCUUUGAGCUGAUGGUGGGGGAUGUGUUUUUGAAAAUGGUGAACCAAAUCGGUGUGUAUCGCGGUUACAUCGAUAACUAUGAGAAGGCUGUCGAAAUUGUGGUUAAGUGCACACAGUCUGACCUUCGCUUCCGAACGCUGGCCCAGAGCAUGAGGUCGAACAAUGGCUCAGACAAACCCAAGACCAAAUACACCUUUGAAGCUCUCCUCUACAAGCCUUUAGACAGAGUCACCAAGACCACACUGGUGCUGCGAGACCUCCUGCAGACGACACCUGCAGAUCAUGAGGAUCACUCAGCCUUGCAGGAAGCGCUGAGGCUUUCUCGCAGCUUCCUGUCUGGGGUAAACGAGAGUUCACAAUGUAAACGGGAGGUCACACUCAGUCACGGCAUGAGACGCAAGCUGAUACGUGACGGCUUUGUGGUGGAUGUGUGUGAAGGGGAACGUGGCCUGCGUCACUUCUUCCUUUACACCGACCUGCUGCUGUGCACUAAGCUCAAGGCUGUGGCCAAAGGGAAGCAGGGCCAGUACAGGUUCUGCUGGUAUCUGCCUCUGGCCGGUCUCAGACUGCACUGGAGCACAGAGCAGGAGCGACCGCCCGACACACAGCUCCGCAUGCACACCAUAAGAACCAAGAUGUACUACCUCCGACAACAGCUGCGGCAGUACGCGGGCACAUCCAAGGGCUGGGCAGCUCGCAGCAGGAAGAAACUGGAGCAGAUGGAGCUGAUGCUGCUCACACUCUCCCCUGUCCACAGACUGGAGCUGCACAGCUGCAGUGGCAAGAGUCACUCUCUCCUCCUGCCCUCCCUGUAUGAACUGGAAGAAUGGAGAGAGGAAAUCUACAAGCUCACCAGAGACAACGUAGAAACAGUUCCUCCAGAUCUGCUCACCCUCACCAGUGCGUGUGCCAAGCUGAGGAUGACCCAGCAGCCGCCGCUUCACAGCAGAAACGCCGCAGAGGGCCAGGUCUCUUUGUGUGGGACUCUGAGUGUAGCGGUCCACUCCGCCUGCGGGCUACAACAACCAGCAAGUGCCUAUGUGUGUGUGGAGGUGGACGGCCAUGAGUGCUAUGAUAAACAAGCCCAGACCCAUUCCUCAGUCCACAGCCUCAGCCCACACUGGGACCAGGAGCUGUGUCUCCAGGUGGACGAGGCUCGGACCCUCAGGGUGCUGUGUGUGAGUCAGUCCGAGGGAGGGGGCGACACUGUCCUGGGCAAAACGUCUGUACAGCUGGACUCGGCGGCGCUGCAGACGCGAUGGAGGAGAGAGACGCUCCCUCUGGGCCAGGUGGAGGUGACUCUGUCCCUGAAGUACAGCCCUCACCCCCUUGACCCGCCCAGCUCCUCGCCUCCACAGCAGCAGCCCAUCUUCUGCGUCCCAAUUGGGACGGUGGCGCAGCAGGAGGGCGUGCUGGUGCCCCACGUGGUGCGCUGCUGUGUGGAGGAGGUGGAGAGGAGAGGGAUGGAGGAAGUGGGCAUCUACAGGAUUUCGGGUGCCGCCAGUGACAUCAGCGCCCUCAAAACCGCCUUCAACAGCAAUCUGCGUGAAGCCGUGGCCAAGCUGAGGAAGGCGGAGGUGAAUGCGGUCUCAGGUGUUCUCAAGCUUUACUUCAGAGAGCUGCCCGAGCCGCUCGUUCCCACCGAGCUGUUCCAGAGUCUGGCCAGGACGCUGGACAUCCAGGACAUGGAGUCCCGGCUGGUCUCCAUGCUGUCCCUGCUGCAGUCCUGUCCCGACACCAACCGGCACACCUUCCUCUACCUGCUGCACCACCUCCAGCGGGUCUCCGAGCGGCAGGAGGUCAACAAGAUGUCUCUGCUCAACCUGGCUACUGUGUUUGGUCCAAGCCUCUUGCGCCCCCCCGUGGCAGGCCUGGGGCACUGCGGCCCCACUGUGGAUAUCUCCCAGGAGGUGGUGAUACAGGUCCAAGUGGUUUUCUUCUUCCUGCAGUGCAAUAACCUCCCCGCCGCUCAGACCUCUGUUCCACACGACACAGACGCUGAAGACGAUCCCAGCCUCAUGUAA